UGAGUCCGAACGGUUUUAACGCCGCGGCAAUAAAACCGUUCGCGCCAUUGCGCCAAACUAGAGCGGUUUUACCGUUCGCGCUUUGAGCCAAACUAGAACGGUUUUAGGUUAGGAAGUUUAUACUCCAUUCUCAUACAGAUUUUGGUGACGAUAGAACGUUUUUUACUAAUUGUUCAGUGUUUUAUUACUUUAGCUAGUCAAGUUAAUUUUUAUUAUAUUAUAAUCGUAUAUCCAAAUUUGCAUUUUGUUGUAUUAAGUAUUGUGAAAUUGAAUAAUUACUUGUUUAAGCUGUAUUCAGUAGGUACUAGGUAAGUUAAAAAACUAGAAUAAAAUAAUACAAUACAACUUUUAUACAAUUAAAACAGUGGCACAAGGGUGAGAAGAAUUGGAUAAGCCCUCAAAUAUCAGGCCCUGCAAUAGAGAUACCUCUUGUAUACUUUUAAAAAAUAUCACAUGACUGAAGCUGUCAUCCCUCAGAAAAUUACCUAUUUGUGCCAUUGCCAAUUAAAUGAUAAUUUAUAGUUCUUAAUAUUAAUUAUUAUCCAUGCAUUAAACUUAUUUAGAAUGGAUUUUAAUCGGUGUAUUUACCACUAUAACAUGGUAAUUGGUAUUGCUGAAGCUUUUGGCCAAUUAGAUCCACAAGCCCCAGAUAGAAAAUAUUGGGUCUAUCCAAUUAAUUCAAACCGUGAAUCAUCAGGACAGUUUGAUUCAUUUUAUGAAAACAUUAGAUGUUAUCCAGACAAAUUUUUGGAAUAUUAUAGAAUGUCCAUUACAACGUUUGACGAAUUACUGGAAAAAAUUUGUCCUUAUAUAACAAAGCAGACCACACCAUUCCGAAAUCCUAUAACUGCUGAACAACGACUUACUAUUACAUUAAGGUAAAUUACAUUUCUAACCUAAUAUUACUCUUAAAAUGGAAGAUUGAUACAAAAUUUCUUA
Messenger RNA from Myzus persicae (green peach aphid), 939 nucleotides. RefSeq lists its product as uncharacterized. Lineage: Eukaryota; Metazoa; Arthropoda; Insecta; Hemiptera; Aphididae. The transcript has a single exon. Bases 565 to 882 code for a protein of 105 amino acids. The record is from RefSeq and is a predicted model, not a curated record.